Molecule: messenger RNA, 489 nt
Organism: Durusdinium trenchii
Lineage: Eukaryota; Dinophyceae; Suessiales; Symbiodiniaceae
Source: the annotation of a GenBank genome assembly
AUGGAUGACUACCAUGAGAUGGAACUCUCCAGGCGGAGUAUUCAGAUCUCCGACCUGCGGGACGAUUUGCUCUUCCACCGCGACCGCCAUCAAGAAGCAGAGGACCGCACCGCGCAGCUGGAGCGGCAGAUGGCCAAGCAGAAGGCUGAAAUGGCCAUCCGAAAGGCUGCAGCCCAGGAGAUGGAGGCUCAAGCGGCCGCAGAUCAGGCGUUUUGCUUAGAGAACCAGCGCUUGAUUCAAGAAGAUGAAGAGGCAGCUGAAGCUGAAACGACACGUCUCAGGGAAGCUGUGGCGAAGGCCUCGGAGUUGCUGCAGAAGGCCCAAGUGCAGGCCGUGGAGGCCGAGAAAGCUGCAGAGGCUGCGAAGGAGCAGGCCAAGGCACGGGCCGAGGAACAUGCUCAUCACGCUUUGCAGCGUGGAGCAUUGGAGGCCGCCAUUGCGACUGCGACAGAAGAGAUGGAGAAGGUUCAGGACGAUGAGAGCACAUAG